GGCGCUAUAGUCCGAGUAACCAGCACUUCGGAAGUGUCUGAAGUUGUUCACUUCUGCCGGAAAAACCGCAUCGACUUCGUGGUUGAGGCCGGCGGGCACUCUACGACCGGGGCUUCGUCAUCUCAUGGGGGUGUCGUCAUCAGUAUGGCCAGUAUGCACAAAGUCCUGACAGACCCUGCCUCCAAGACGGUAUGCGCUCAGGGUGGCGCUACCUGGGAUGCUGUCAACCAGUCAACUGCCCCGUAUGGGCUUGCCGUGGUAGGUGCCACAGCCAGUCACAUUGGUGUAGGCGGGUCGACCUUGGGAGGUGGCUAUGGCUGGCUGACUGGGCAACAUGGGCUUAUCAUUGACCAACUGCUGAGUGUGAAGAUGGUCGUAGCUGAUGGCAGCAUCGUCGAAGCGUCCGACGAGAACAAUCGGGAUCUUUUCUGGGCCGUCCGUGGAGCAGGACAAGCCUUUGGCAUUGCGACUGAGUUUGUGUUUCGCGCUCACAAGGUUCCUGCCAUCAUAUUUGGAGGCUCGAUGUACUUUGAUGUCGAGAAGUUGCCAAAGAUUGUCGAAUUUGCCAACCGGUUCGAUGAGCGACAGGAUCAAAAGAGCGGGUUCUGUUUUGGAUUCACGGUUCGGCGACCAGCAGGUCAGACCGAGAUUCUGGCGAUGCUCUUUUAUAACGGGACUCAAACCGAAGCUGAGGCAUUCUUUGCACCUAUCUUAUCACUGGAGUAUCUGGUCAACCGCACUGGGAUGGUGUCUUACGCCGAGUUGAAUUCGAUGGCCAAUGUUGACCCGGUACCAGAAGGCCGCAAAAGCAUCGGUGGCACGAAUAUCACGCCCCCACUCACCACAAGUCCGGUACAUGAGCUCUGGGAGCAGUUUGACGAGGUCAUGAGAACAUAUCCGCGCAUGGGAGACAGCGCAUUGGUCUUUGAACUGCUGCCAUACUCCAAGAUUGUCCAGGUUCCGAUUGAAGAAACCGCAUGUGCCAAUCGAGGCCCUUAUUACAAUGUUGGUUUGAUACUAUGCUGGCAUGAUUCUGAGCUUGAUGCGAAGAUGCACGCUCUCCAGCGGAAUAUGAUUGCAAAGAUCCAGGAGGGGCAACAAGGCACUACUGACGAUCAUGUUGUGGCAUAUGCAAAUUUUGCCGGCAAGUCUCUGCAUCUGUAUACCCUUAUGUUAGCCACGAUGAGUAACAGUAACAGGACACGACAUAGACAUCGAAAGUUUAUUUGCAGAGAACUUACCGCGACUCCAGGAGAUCAAAAGGAAGUAUGAUCCGCAGAAUGUGUUUCGUAAGUGGCAUGAUUUGGUUGCCCCAGCGCGGUGCGUGUAGCGGAGACA
Aspergillus sclerotioniger CBS 115572 is the source of this 1338-nucleotide messenger RNA. RefSeq names its product FAD-binding oxidoreductase. The record is from RefSeq and is a predicted model, not a curated record. NCBI's taxonomy places the organism in Eukaryota, Fungi, Ascomycota, Eurotiomycetes, Eurotiales, Aspergillaceae. Bases 145 to 1272 code for a protein of 375 amino acids. The transcript has a single exon. Gene Ontology annotation, molecular function: FAD binding.